AACUUGAACGAAACGUUUCUGGUGGGCAAUGUCGAUGAAGAAUGCGUGCAUCUGGUCAAGGCGACGUUCGAGAGCUUGGCCGCGGCCGCGGCGGCGAUUAUUCGCCCUGGCACGAUGUUCCGCGAGCUUGGCAAGCACAUUUCGGCCGUUGCGAAUGGUGAGGGCUUCUCGGUUGUGAAAUCGUACUGUGGGCACGGCGUUGGAACGCAUAUGCAUGCGAUUCCAGACAUCCCCCACUACGCGAAAAACAAAGCUGUUGGCAUUAUGAAGCCUGGCAUGAUUUUCACGAUUGAGCCCAUGAUCAACGUUGGAACGUGGCGUGACCAGACGUGGCCUGAUGAGUGGACGUCCGUUACCCGGGACGGUUUGCGCUCCGCGCGGUUUGAGCACACGUUACUUGUGACGGAGACUGGCUACGAAAUCCUGACUGCGCGC
Phytophthora sojae is the source of this 435-nucleotide messenger RNA. RefSeq names its product methionine aminopeptidase, merops subfamily M24A. Lineage: Eukaryota; Oomycota; Peronosporomycetes; Peronosporales; Peronosporaceae. Gene Ontology annotation, molecular function: metalloaminopeptidase activity. Gene Ontology annotation, biological process: proteolysis. The annotation marks the transcript as partial. The transcript has a single exon. The record is from RefSeq and is a predicted model, not a curated record.